Messenger RNA from Colletotrichum destructivum, 1080 nucleotides. RefSeq names its product Putative BTB/POZ domain-containing protein. The coding region runs from base 1 to 1080 and encodes 359 amino acids. The transcript is spliced from 2 exons. Gene Ontology annotation, molecular function: protein binding. NCBI's taxonomy places the organism in Eukaryota, Fungi, Ascomycota, Sordariomycetes, Glomerellales, Glomerellaceae. The record is from RefSeq and is a predicted model, not a curated record.
AUGGAUCUCUUUUUGGAGACCGAACCGUUUUUCUUCGACCCCAGAGGCGACCUGACCCUCAAGGUCGGCAACGAAGAGGACACGGGCGGAAAGUAUACCUUUGUCGUGUGCUCCAGAACCCUAGCUCGAUCUUCCACCGUCUUCACGGCCAUGCUGUUCAGUGGCUUUGCAGAGUCCUGCCCUAGAGAGGAUUCAGAGGAGUCGUCAUGGACUGUGGAGCUUCCGGAGGACAGCCCUUACUCCUUCUCUCUCCUCAUGGAUAUCAUCCAUGGCCAUUUCGCGUCGCUCCCAGACAUGUUGCGCGCACGAGAUCUGCAUGACUUGCUCAUCUUGACGAACAAGUACGACAUGACCCACGUCCUGCACCCCUUGGCCCGCACCUGGUUCAGACCUUACAAAAAGGUCACCACCUGCGUGGGAAACGAGACUGUUCUGUGGAUUGCUUGGGAGCUUGGUCACAAGGAGCUCUGUCGCAAGCUCAUUCGUUCCCUUGUCUUUGAGUCCAGAGUGGACGAGUACGGCCAGCUGCUCGACAGCAAUGGAGAUCCUCUCCCAAGGGAUUCAUUUCUGGAAGGCCCCGGGGUUCUAGAUCACGUAGCUCAGGUCCGAAGCAGUCUCAUUCAAAGUAUCGCCUCCCUGUUCCACAAGGCCAUCCAGUCGAACCUGGAUGGUAAUGGAUGUAAGGCGCCGACUCGCCCGUCCAUGUAUUGUUACAUGACGAAAACCAUCCAAUGCGACUCCAUAAACGUUGGAGCUCUGGUGCGUUACACCAAGACACUCGGUUUCCAAGGAGAAGGUCACGGGCAGAUAGAUACCUCCCAGUACCUUGGAAGCGUCAGGGACCUCGCCUCCUCGGUUGAGCAGACAGGCUUCGACCGCAUGCUCUUUCACUUGUUCUGCAAUCCUUUGCCCGGCAUCCGGAUGGAGAUACAGGACCUUCUGGACUCGGUCGCCCUGCCCGCCCUGGAAUCCUACUCGACCUACUUCCAGCAGCAGGCCAAGAAAACGGGUAUCGAGAGAGGGGUGCCGGUCGUAAUCGAGGAGGGCGAGCCGUCUCGCAAGAGGAGCAGACACGACUGA